GAGGGACUUCCGGUGCGCCCUCGGCCCAGUUUCCGGUGUCCAGCGACCGCUUGCCUGGCGCCCUGGGCUGGUCUCGAGGACGCUGCGGACGGCGAGGCUGUGCUGAUUUUCCUGGUAGCGGGGCCUUUGGUGAGGACGGCGUGCGGAGCAGGGGGAAUGAAAGAUGGCAGCACGCCGUGCGUUAAAAGCUGUUUUGGUGGAUCUCAAUGGCACACUUCACAUUGAAGAUGCAGCUGUGCCAGGCGCACAGGAAGCUCUUAAAAGGUUACGUGGUACUUCUGUAAUGGUUAGGUUUGUGACCAAUACAACCAAAGAGAGCAAGCAAGACCUAUUGGAAAGGUUGAAAAAAUUGGAGUUUGAUAUCUCUGAAGAUGAAAUAUUCACUUCUCUGACUGCAGCCAGAAAUUUAGUAGAGCAGAAACAGGUUCGACCCAUGCUGCUAGUAGAUGACCGGGCACUACCUGAUUUCAAAGGAAUACAAACAAGCGAUCCUAACGCUGUGGUCAUAGGACUGGCACCAGAACAUUUCCAUUAUCAAAUUCUGAAUCAAGCAUUCCGGUUACUCCUGGACGGGGCACCUCUGAUCGCAAUCCACAAGGCCAGGUAUUACAAGAGGAAAGAUGGCCUGGCCCUGGGGCCUGGACCGUUCGUGACGGCUUUAGAGUAUGCCACAGACACCAAAGCCACAGUAGUGGGAAAACCAGAGAAAACGUUCUUUUUGGAAGCAUUGCGGGGCACUGGCUGUGAACCUGAGGAGGCCGUGAUGAUAGGAGACGAUUGCAGGGAUGACGUUGGUGGGGCUCAGAAUGUCGGCAUGCUGGGUAUCUUAGUACAAACUGGGAAAUAUCGAGCAGCAGAUGAAGAAAAAAUUAAUCCACCUCCUUACUUAACUUGUGAGAGCUUCCCUCAUGCUGUGGACCACAUCCUGCAGCAUCUACUGUGAUCCUUUAUGUGAAUCAGAAGCAACUCUGGAAUGAAUCCCUCCCCAACUCCAUGCCCGCAGAGAUAGACAUGGACCAACCCUCCUCUAUUGUGCAUUAAUUAGAAAGAAAGGUAUUGAAUUGCAGCCAGCCACUGAGCCUUGCUUAUCCCUUUUGUUUUAUUUUGUAAAAGAAGAUGAGACCCAGAGAAAGGGAAAGCUGAGAUUUUAUGUCAUUCCUUUUAAAAUAUUCAUCAGGCUAGGCAGGGCUGGGAGGGGGACUCUCCUGCAGGGAGUCGUGUUCUCUGCUGUCUCCUCACUGGCACAUUGGGAGGGGGGAGUGUUCAGAUUGUGAAUAAAAGUGAAUGGCAUUUUUUAAAUUAUAAAAUAAUGUGUCAAAAAGUGUGUCGGGCUAAGGUUUUAACAUUGAGCUCAGCUGUGAAAUCCAUCAGAAGUGCCAAGUGGAGUACAAGUCAGAAGAAGCAAAAUAAAUUGUCCUUUAGCCCAAGUGAUCAAGUGAAUUUGCUUUAACGGAUGUUGAAAACUAGAUUAUCUCCUGUAUUAUUCCCAGCACGGGUGACUUCUUUUUCUCUUCAUUAGCCAGAGAUGACUAAUUUAAAUUUAGAACCUGAUUUUAAUUUAAAAUAAUAUUUCCAUUAAUAACCUAUUCAUUGCAGAUACCUAUUAUACUGUGUAACAGUUGUUUUGGAAAUUUUAUGUAAAAUUAAAACUAUCAGUAUUUUA
Messenger RNA from Felis catus (domestic cat), 1663 nucleotides. RefSeq names its product haloacid dehalogenase like hydrolase domain containing 2 (gene HDHD2). The record is from RefSeq and is a predicted model, not a curated record. Gene Ontology annotation, molecular function: phosphatase activity. The coding region runs from base 164 to 943 and encodes 259 amino acids. NCBI's taxonomy places the organism in Eukaryota, Metazoa, Chordata, Mammalia, Carnivora, Felidae. Gene Ontology annotation, biological process: dephosphorylation. The transcript has 7 exons.